Molecule: messenger RNA, 1130 nt
Organism: Mugil cephalus (flathead mullet)
Lineage: Eukaryota; Metazoa; Chordata; Actinopteri; Mugiliformes; Mugilidae
Product: GRB2-related adapter protein-like
Exons: 5
Coding region: 1-903 (300 amino acids)
Molecular function (GO): protein binding
Source: RefSeq, a predicted model, not a curated record
AUGCUGCCAGAGAGCAUCAUCAGCCCGCCGUGCUCCACUCACUCAGCCCCGUCGUCUCGUCAUUCAUGGAGUGAAGCCGUCGCCGGGUGUCUCGCUCCCUCUCUCCGUCCACCCAGCAUGGAGGCUGUGGCUCUUUUCUCUUUCGCGGCGUCGGAAGCGGACGAGAUCAGCUUUGACAAAGGAGACAUCAUCAAGGUGACAGAAAUGGAGGAUGAUUCUUGCUGGUACACAGCAGAGAUCCAGGGGAAGCGCGGCUUUGUGCCCGAGAACUACAUAUCUCUCCUCCCUCAUCCGUGGUUCGCGGGGUCGAUAUCGAGACUGGAGGCUGAGCAGCGCCUGCGUUGGCAGGACACUGGAAGGUUCCUGGUGAGGGAGAGUGAAUCAGCCCCUGGGGAGUUUUCUGUCUCCGUUAGCUAUGGAGACAGGGUGGAGCACUUUAGGGUCCUGGAGGGGGGAGGUCAGUACUGCAUCUGGGAGGAGACGUUUUGCUCCCUCAACCGGUUGGUGGACUUCUACAGGACUCACAGCAUCGGGGUGGAGAAAGUGGUCUACCUCAGAGAUCCUCCCUCAUCCCCUCAGCUGCUGCCUUAUCCCGGACGCAACCCCUACCCCAACCCUUACAAAAGCAGCUCGCAGGAGUCGAUCCCCUCAGCCCGUCUCCACUGUCAUCCCUCACACCCGGAGCGAGAAACCUCCUCUCGUCUGCCGGAACCAGUUUUGGAGAAGCCUCGUCUGGCUCAUGCCCUCUGCGACUACGCCCCCCGUCAAGCGGCUCACCUCCACUUCAUGCGCGGGGACAUCAUCGACCUGCUGGACUGCUCCGGCCCCCUGAGGUGGAGGGGGCGCUGCCGGGGCCGGGUCGGGGUCUUCCCGCCAGAAUACGUCCAACCGCUUCAUCGCUGACGACAUAUGAAACCUUUAGUGCUGUGGCUCCGUCUCAAUCACGUAUCAAUCAGGCUUUAGUGUCUUACCUUACUUACCCAGUCACUGAGGUGCUUAAUAAAGUAAGAGAGAACUGACCGCUGAGUGAAUAGCAGAGUGCAUGCUGCGUGUUAUUCCCCUGCUUACACCCCUGUCCUUUCAAAUAACGCUAAAGAGCUCAGAAAUAAAAUCUUAAAUUUAACUUUGAA